This is a messenger RNA of Stylonychia lemnae, 387 nucleotides long. The record is from the annotation of a GenBank genome assembly. NCBI's taxonomy places the organism in Eukaryota, Ciliophora, Spirotrichea, Sporadotrichida, Oxytrichidae.
AUGGAAUCUACAAAAUAAGGAGCUACUGACAGAAACUAACCAGCCAACUAAAUCAAUGUGUCAACAAAGAAGAAUCCCAACUUCUACGUAUUCUUGGGCAAGAAAUAUCUAGAAGAGCACGAGAUCAUUGAAUUGCACGCCCUCGGUAACGCUGUCUCAAUCAGUGUUAUUGCUGCCGAAAAUCUUGUCAGAAACAACUACGCCACAUUCAAGGAAAUCAAGACCAAGACCGUCGAGGUUUCAGGUAACAAAGACGAAAAGAGCAAGAAGGCAAAGUUGUUCAUUACCCUCUAGAAGAGUCCUCAAUUCGCAGAGAACAUGGCCAAGUUCAACAAGAUCAGAGAGGAAAAUGAGGCCCUCAAGAAAGAGGAACAAACCAAGCAAUGA